CUGGAAUACUUGACUCCAUGGCACAGAAACACAGGGGAAGCAGGCUCCUCAUUUGAAGAUCUGGAAAGAGAAGAUCUUUCUGGAAUCAAACCCAUCCUGAAGGAGAUCCAGACACUGCCUGGGCUCCCUAAACCUGACCCCACCAUGGAUGAUUUUGAACGUCGCAGAGAACUCAGGAGGCAAAAAAGGGAGGAGAUGCGGCUUGAAGCAGAGAGAAUCGCCUACCAGAGGAACGAUGAUGAUGAAGAAGAGGCGGCCCGGGAACGGCGCCGCAGGGCCCGACAGGAAAGGCUGCGGCAGAAGCAAGAGGAAGAAGCCUUGGGGCAGGUGACUGACCAGGUGGAGGUUAACGCCCAGAACAGUGUCCCUGACGAGGAGGCCAAGCCAACCACCACAAACACUCAGGUGGAAGGUGAUGAUGAGGCUGCAUUACUGGAGCGCCUGGCUCGGAGAGAAGAGAGACGCCAAAAACGUCUUCAAGAAGCCCUGGAGCGCCAGAAGGAGUUUGACCCAACAAUAACAGACACCAGUCUGCUACCCCCAACCAGAAAAAUGCAAAAUGAUACAGCAGAAAAUGACACUGCAGAAAAAGAGGAAAAAAUAGAGAGUCGCCAAGAACGAUAUGAGAUAGAGGAAACAGAAAUAGUCACCAAGUCCUACCAGAAGAAUGACUGGAGGGAUGCUGAAGACAAAAAGAAAGAAGAGAAGGAGGAAGAGGAAGAAGAGAAGCCAAAGCAAGGGAGCACUGGAGAAAAUCAGGUAGAGGCAAUGGUAGAAGAAAAAACAACAGAAACCCAGGAGGAAACAGUGGUAACAGCAUUGAAAAAUGGGCAGAUCAGUGCAGAAGAGCCUAAACCAGAGGAAGAGAGGGAACCAGGCUCAGAGGAGAUUUCUCAUAAGGAAAAGAUGGAAGAGGAAGAAAGGGAAAGAGCUGAGGCAGAGAGGUUGAGGUUGGAAGAAGCAGAAAGAGAAAGAAUUAAAGCUGAGCAAGACAAAAAGAUAGCAGAGGAGCAGGCAAGAAUUGAAGCAGAAGAAAAAGCAGCUGCACAAGAAAGGGAAAGGAGGGAGGCAGAGGAGAGGGCAAAGAUUGAGGAAGAAGAGAGAAGGGCAGCCGAGGAGAGACAGAAGGCCAAGGCAGAGGAGGAAGAAAAGGCAAGGAUAGAAGAGCAAAAACGGAAAAAGCAGCUAGAGGAAAAAAAGAAUGAAAUACAAGAGACAAAGCUAAAAGGGGAGAAGGUAGAAGAAAAAAGACAAGGGAAAUGGGUAAAUGAAAAGAAAGUGCAAGAAGAUAAACUUCAGACAGCUGCUCUAAAGAAACAGGAAAAGGAAGAAGAAAAGGGAGCUAAAGGGCAAGCUCAAAGACAAAAGCCCCAAGAAGACAAGCCUACCUUCAAAAAAGAGGUAAAUAUCAAAGAUGAGAAGAUUAAAAAGGACAAGGAACCCAAAGAAGAAGUUAAGAGCUUUUUGGAUCGAAAGAAGGGAUUUGCAGAAGUGAAGUCACAGAAUGGAGAACUCAUGACCCACAAACUUAAACAUGCUGAGAACGCUUUCAGCCCCAGCCGCCCGGGAGGCAAGGAGGCCGAGGGUGCCCCACAGGUGGAGGCUGGCAAGCGGCUGGAGGAGCUGCGCCGCCGCCGUGGAGAGACCGAGAGUGAAGAGUUCGAGAAACUCAAGCAAAAACAGCAGGAGGCAGCCUUGGAGCUGGAGGAGCUGAAGAAAAAGAGGGAGGAACGAAAGAAGGUCCUGGAGGAGGAAGAGCAGAGGAAGAAGCAGGAGGAAGCUGACCGCAAGGCCAGAGAGGAGGAAGAGAAGAGGAGACUAAAGGAAGAGAUUGAAAGGCGAAGGGCAGAAGCUGCUGAGAAACGCCAGAAGAUGCCAGAAGAUGGCUUGUCAGAUGACAAGAAACCAUUCAAGUGUUUCACUCCUAAAGGUUCAUCUCUCAAGAUAGAAGAGCGAGCAGAAUUUUUGAAUAAGUCUGUGCAGAAAAGUGGUGUCAAGUCAACUCAUCAAGCAGCAGUUGUCUCCAAGAUUGACAGCAGACUGGAGCAAUACACCAGUGCAAUUGAGGGAACAAAAGCUGCAAAACCUACCAAGCCAGCAGCCUCAGAUCUUCCUGUUCCUGCUGAAGGCGUUCGCAAUAUCAAGAGCUUGUGGGAGAAAGGGAAUGUGUUUUCCUCCCCCACUGCGUCAGGCACACCAAAUAAGGAAACUGCUGGCCUAAAGGUGGGAGUUUCCAGCCGCAUCAAUGAAUGGCUAACUAAAACCCCAGAUGGGAACAAGUCACCUGCUUCCAAACCUUCUGACUUGAGGCCAGGAGAUGUAUCUGGCAAACGGAACCUCUGGGAAAAGCAAUCUGUGGAUAAGGUCACUUCCCCCACUAAGGUUUGAGACAAUUCAAGAAAGAAAGAACCCAAGCUCAAGACGCUGGACCAGCUCAGUUGUAGAGGGCUAAUUGCUCUGUUUUAUAUUUAUGUUGAUUUACUAAAUUGGGUUCAUUUUCUUUUGCUCUAUUUUCCAAUAUCUCAGUAAACCCAUGUAUAUGAUCACUAUAUUUAACAAUCACGUCUAGAGAUGUUCAUAUCAAAGUACUGCCUUUGCACAGGAGCCUGUUUCUAAAGAAACCCAUGCUGUGAAAUAGAGACAUUUCUACUGCUCAUUAUAACUCAUCUGAACAGUGAUGCCAACCACAUUGGAAGUCAACAAAAAGAGAUCCAAGGUUAAGAUUGCCUGAGGAAUGUGUGCAGUAUCUAGAAAAAUGAACCAUAGUUUUUUUUGUUUUGUUUUGUUUUUUAAUACAGAAGUCAUGUUGUUUCUGCACUUUAGAAUAAAGCAUGGAAGAAAUUAUCUAAGUAGGCAAUUGUAACUGUUUCUGAAAGUAACCCAUUUCAGAUUUGAUAUAUGGCAAUAAUGAUUGUCUUUUUUUAAAAAAAAAAAGAAGAGAUGUACUGUUAAGGUAUAACUUUUUUGUGUGCUGAUUCAUAUCUAAAUUGGAUUAUUAUAUUAGCUGACAGUGGUACUGAUUUUUUUUAGGUUGGUUGCUUUGUGGAUUUCUUUGAUAGUGAUAGUAUCCUGAAUCACAUUUUAGAUUACUCAAUUAUGUAUGUAUGUGCAUACACAUAUACAAACACAUUAAUGGUAGAAUGCUUUUUCAUGUGCUAGACUAUGAUAUUUAGUAGUAUGUCCUUUGUAACUAUCCAAUAUCACAGCUCCUUAAAAUUUUUAAAUCACAAUAUUAUAUUAAUAUUUCAUAUUUGCCAAUAAAAACAUGGCAGAUAAGUAUCAAUAUAUUGUCAAUGCCCAAUGCCCUGUAAGAAAACAUAUUGAAAAAAAGAUUAGAAGUGUCAAAAUGAGUUGAAAUUUUCUAUAAGACAUAGUAUUUAGUUUAUAAUUGAAGGCAAUCUUGAAGUCCAGUGUGAAUUUUAUUAAGUCUUCCAUCUGGAUCAAGCUCAAAGCCUACUUAUUUGGAACAACAAAGUUCACAAUAAGUUGGCCUACAUGGUACCUAAGGUGUCUUCCUUCUCUAAAAUUUAAAGAUAAGAAUUUCCAUGAACAUAUUGCAUAAAUUAGAGUUCCACAUAAAGGUCUAAACAAAGACCAACUUUGGCUCAUAUCUGGCAGCAGAGAAAAGUACAGUGAGUGAAAUCCAGUAGUUAGGAGACAUGACAGUACUUCCAUCUUUAUAUAUUCUGAAACAUUUUUAAUUAAACUUUUCUAUUUUAUUAUUCACUAGUACUUGUCAUAAGUUGAUAAUGUGCUGAAAUUUCAAAAGUAUAUGUUCAUUUUACUAGUUCCCGAAGAGUUCUUAUUGACUUACCAUUUUUACACACACAAUCCAGAUAUCAAAUCUUAUUUCAACCUGUAAGUCUUUAUUCUUUCCAAUAGAUGAUGAAAGAGUACAGCAGUAUCUUGUCAAGAUGUCCUUCUAUAGACAUAUAUAUACAGUGUCACUAUGUAAACUAAUACAUACCUCCACCAACUUCACCAAAAUUGUCUUAGUUUCAGUUCCUAAUCCACUAUGGGAGCCUCCCAAAUACCUAGCUCCUAAUCCACAUAUUUCCCAGAAAGAGCUAGCCAGAGCAGGGUUGAAGAGUAACCACUGCCUUCUAGAUUCUAUUUUCCUCAUAAAUCAGUAACAAUUAGUUGAGUCCCCUAGCUUUUAGCAAACCUGGGCCAAAGGAAUGAAAGCCACCAAGAUUGCACAAGUCAUUCACCCAUGACACAGUAGACAAAUCUACGAUAAGAAAACUUAGAAAGUACAUGAAGUACCCAUGUGUAAUGACUCUCAUCAUUGGAGUGAAAUGGAUCAAAGUUUGAAUUAAGGCCAAUGGUGAAGAACAUUGCUUUAUUAAUCUUUUGAACAAGAGCUUCUCCUGAUCGCUAUUAUGUAUUUUUCUAGAAAGUCUAAAGUUGAGAAGAGAAUGUAUCAAUCCUGACUUUUAUUCCAAUAUUUGGAUGGAAUAGGUUUUAGGGUAGAAGUUUGCUCAGUUUGAAUUUAAUCUUUGGAAAAACAAAUUCCUCAUUUACUUGUUGGAUUACAAUGCUCUGUUAUAUUUAAGAGAUAAAAUUACAAGCUGACUAGCAUGUUCUGUGAAUCUGCCAUUCUUAAAAAUGUUAUAAACACUUAAUAUUUCUCACUGAUAGCUGACCGCUGCAAUAGAAAUAUAUUGUGAAAAUGCAUCCACAAUAAAUGGAAUU
Messenger RNA from Castor canadensis (American beaver), 4695 nucleotides. Lineage: Eukaryota; Metazoa; Chordata; Mammalia; Rodentia; Castoridae. The record is from RefSeq and is a predicted model, not a curated record.